GGCGAAUGUCCCAAAUGGGGAAUGGUGGAACUUCAAGGGUCCAUCGAAGUCCAGAGCCCAAUGCAAAACCAACUCCGUAAUCUGGAGAUUGGAUUGAUGUGCGCAACAUCGCCGGGCUCUGCACGCUUAACAAUUGGCUACCAUCAGCUGGAGGGAAAGCGAGUGGCUUUGAAAAAGCCGCUGGUCAUUUUGAAGAAGAAGGUAUCGACACUGCGGAGCAGCAGCAGCACCAAGGCAGAAUCUGAAAUCCAUCUGUCAGAGGAGGUGGGCAGUCAGGGCGAAGCGCAGGAUAAGCCUGAGAGAUCAAGUGUGGAGUACUUGGCGAUUGGUGUGAUCAAACACAAGUAUCUGUUCAAGACAAGGCCAAGGGCAAUUAUCUCAAAACCCGACGGGAAGAACCGUCCUUGGUGACCUCAAAGAUGGCCUGUGCAACUUGCCUGUGAAAGAAGAGCGGCACUGACGCUUCCCAGAAUGGAUAUGGAGCCAGCACCGU
Messenger RNA from Chara braunii, 493 nucleotides. The record is from the annotation of a GenBank genome assembly. Lineage: Eukaryota; Viridiplantae; Streptophyta; Charophyceae; Charales; Characeae.